Salmo salar (Atlantic salmon) is the source of this 1196-nucleotide messenger RNA. It is a transcript of the gene nrgna, whose product is annotated as neurogranin (protein kinase C substrate, RC3) a. The record is from RefSeq and is a predicted model, not a curated record. Gene Ontology annotation, molecular function: calmodulin binding. Lineage: Eukaryota; Metazoa; Chordata; Actinopteri; Salmoniformes; Salmonidae.
UGGCGAACCGCAAAUGUUACUAUUGUGGCUAGCUUCACACAGGUACUGCCAUACAGGAGUAUAAGAGGCACGGGAGAGAAGCGCACGAACGGAGACGGGGAUUGUUCAUAAAUAUAAACCAUUCUGUUUUCCAUUCUCUCGCAAUGGAAUGUCUAAAUGACGGGUGUCCCAAGACCCACGAGGAAGACAUCAUGGACAUCCCCUUGGAUGACCCCGAGGCCAACAAGGCUGCUGCCAAGAUCCAGGCCAGCUUCCGUGGUCACAUGACUCGCAAGAAAAUGAAGGAAGACAAACCCAGGGAGGAGAAGCGACGGGAGCAGAAGUAGAGGGGAGAGAGAGAGGUUCCUGUACUGUGAGGUCACGGAUCCAGGCAGAAACACACACGCUACUGCAAUAUCAAGACCUGUAUUCAUGAAGAGAAAUAAUGUCACCGUAUCACACAAAUAGAACUAACUAGAUGUAGGUUUGGUGUACCUGAUCAGUGAACUCUCUCCUUCUCACUAACACACACACACUCACACAUACUCUCUUGUUCACAAACACACUCCCCUUCCUCCACUAGUAUCAGGGUAAAUGUCUGUGACCCAAAAUAAUAUUUCACGCCAUGAUUUUUUUUUGUAAACAAAACAAGUGCACUCAAGUGAAAAGUAUGUUUUGAUGGAUUUGAAGGAUGAAGUGGGACUUUGCUCCUUCCAGAGCAAGUGUAAUGGCAAGGUGGACAGUUGAUUUGGGAAAUGUUUGUGCUCACUUAACUGGCUAUAUAAUCAUAUACAUUUUACAAUAGAAAGGUACAUUUCUUUGUGUGUUUUGUGUCACUCUAAUAAAGUGAAAUUGAUUGAAGUAGAAUUGAUAGAACUGCUCAGUAUGUGACGUAUUGAUUUAUGUUAAUGUUUCGUUAUUUAUGGGGGGGAUGACCCAAUGGCACCAUUUUCUUUGUACUUUUUUCUUGACUUUGUUUCUUUGAUUGUCCCUGAUAUAUAUAUAUAUAUAUUUAUUAAAAGUAAAGUAUCUACAUGGUUCAGUAAAAACGGACAAGUGUGAAAGUCUGUGUGGUGUUUGGCUGGUUUGAUUGCUGUGAAAAACAAAUAAAUAGAGGAAUAACGAUUGAAGCAAGUUUGUUACCUUCUUCUUGCCUUAGGCCCUAAACAGCUUGAUUUCUUUCCUUGUGUUGUGGCUAAUAAAUAUUUUAAAUCUAG